GGCUCUAAUCGAAGGCUGUCGCAUCAGUCUAUUUUGACUGUGACUGUCCUGGUCAUCUCCCAGGAAACUGUCAAUAUUUGCGGCUAUAAUCGAAGGCUGCCGCAUCAGUUUAUAUUUCAGGUGAGCUGGUGUCGAAGCAUCAUAACGGUUCUGACUAGUGACAAUUGAACAAUGAUGCAUCAGAUGAUAGUCGUCGCCCUGUUUGUGUGUGGUGUGGAGCUAGCCUGCUCGCAGCCGGCCAAGAUGCCUGAGAAGGCGUCCACCCGUCUGGACCCCGUGCAUCUCGAUCAGGUGCUUUCCGACGCCAAGAUGAGGGACAACUAUGUGCGCUGUUUCAUGGAGAAGGGCGUCUGUACGCCUGAAGCCACCGAGAUCAAACACAUCCUACCGGCAGCUUUGAACGACAACUGCGCGAAAUGCAGUAAGGUGCAGAAGGCCGGCUCCGGAAAAGUGAUUCAGUUCUUGAUGGACGAGCAGCCCGACAUCUGGAAGCAGGUGUCGGCCAAGUACGACCCCAAGGGCCUCCACAAGAAGUGGUUUUCCCCCACGCCCAAGGACAAGAAGACCGCAGCCAAUAAAGGAGCCAAGUCCAACAAUAACUCUUCAAAUGAGAAAGACGAUAGCAAGGGCCAGUGAAGAGGUGGAGCAUACAACAACAGUGAAGAGGAGGAGGUGAACAUUCCUCAAACAUAAGUUGUAUCCAGUUGCAAUAUUAUGUUGUAAUGAAUGUACAAAGUACCAAUAAAAAAAAUUAAUUUGAGAUUC
Molecule: messenger RNA, 765 nt
Organism: Nilaparvata lugens (brown planthopper)
Lineage: Eukaryota; Metazoa; Arthropoda; Insecta; Hemiptera; Delphacidae
Product: ejaculatory bulb-specific protein 3
Exons: 2
Coding region: 172-636 (154 amino acids)
Source: RefSeq, a predicted model, not a curated record